AUGGAAUAUGAGGAUAAUGUCUACAGACAAGUUCAGAGGCCAAAAUAUGACUGUCUUCUAUUUGAUCUUGAUGAUACACUUUACCCCCUAAGUUCUGGCCUAGCAAACUCUGUUCUUAACAACAUUCAAGAUUAUAUGGUUGAAAAAUUGGGUAUUGAACAGAGCAAAAUUCCUCUGUUAUGUGAUCUUCUCUACAAAAACUAUGGCACCACAAUGGCAGGUCUAAGGGCAAUCGGCUACGAUUUUGACUACGACGAGUACCACAGCUUCGUUCACGGGCGGUUGCCUUACGAAAAUCUAAAACCGGACCCUGUCUUACGAAGCCUCUUGUUGAGCUUGCCUGUUCGAAAAGUCAUCUUCACAAAUGCCGACAAAGUCCACUCUGUGAAAGUCUUGAACCGACUCGGUUUGGAGGACUGUUUCGAAGGGAUAAUAUGCUUCGAGACGCUUAACCCGACUCAUAGUCCUUCGAACACGGGCCGUGAGAUAUUCGACAUUAUUGGGCACUUUUCUCGGCUCAGUAACGUGGACCCGUCCGGGCUGUUGCCAAAGACACCGAUUGUGUGCAAGCCUUCGGAAUAUGCUAUUGAAACCGCGCUCAAAAUCGCCAACAUCGAUCCACGCAGAACACUGUUUUUCGAGGAUAGUGUUCGAAACAUUCUUUCUGGAAAACGCGUCGGAUUGGACACAGUGCUGAUUGGAAAAUCACAGAGAGUUAAAGGAGCAGACUAUGCAAUAGAAAGCAUACAUAAUCUGAAGGAAGCAAUUCCUGAGCUUUGGGAAGCUGAUAAGGUGUCUGAAUCAAGUUUCAAAGGGGUUGCAGUGGAAACUUCUGUCAGAGCUUAA
Messenger RNA from Striga hermonthica, 846 nucleotides. Lineage: Eukaryota; Viridiplantae; Streptophyta; Magnoliopsida; Lamiales; Orobanchaceae. The record is from the annotation of a GenBank genome assembly.